AUGGACGACGGGCGACUACCCAAACGACUCUUCUACGGAGACGUCGCGACGGGUUCUCGCCGCCAGGGUGGUCAAAUUCCUCGAUACAAGGAUACCCUGAAGUCCUCCCUGAAGCGUCUGCAAAUCGAUCCGACUAACUGGGAAGACCUCGCCCGUGAUCGACCGACCUGGAGGAGGACAGUGCAGACAGGCGCUGCUAUUAACGAAGCCAAUCGCAUCACCACCGCCAAAGUGAAACGAAAAGCACGCAAAUCACAGCCGCGUCCACUUCGCAACGACGACGCACAACCGCUUUCCACGUGUCCUCGAUGUCAACGGACAUUCCGGGCACGAAUUGACUCAUUGGACACCUUCGGAUCAACCGUAGCUCUCCGACCGCAUUAA
Molecule: messenger RNA, 384 nt
Organism: Spirometra erinaceieuropaei
Lineage: Eukaryota; Metazoa; Platyhelminthes; Cestoda; Diphyllobothriidea; Diphyllobothriidae
Source: the annotation of a GenBank genome assembly